Molecule: messenger RNA, 354 nt
Organism: Debaryomyces hansenii CBS767
Lineage: Eukaryota; Fungi; Ascomycota; Pichiomycetes; Serinales; Debaryomycetaceae
Exons: 1
Coding region: 1-354 (117 amino acids)
Biological process (GO): protein import into mitochondrial intermembrane space
Cellular component (GO): mitochondrial intermembrane space
Molecular function (GO): zinc ion binding
Source: RefSeq, a predicted model, not a curated record
AUGACUAUCUUGAAUGUAAGCAAUAGCAAGAAACCUGUUCACUUGAAAGGUCAGUUGGUCGAUACUCAAACCAGAUGUAGACACUACCAUUCAGCAUUGGACAUUAUUGCAAUAAAGUUCAAAUGCUGUGAUAUUUAUUUUCCCUGUUACAAGUGCCACCUAGAGUUGGAGAGCCAUGAUAUCAUACGAUGGAAUAAGCUAGAUCUUAAGGCUGAAAAAGUUAUUCUCUGUGGUUCCUGCUCCAAUUUACUUUACUAUCAAGAAUACUCAGCCAAUGAUAAUAAGUGCUUAUAUUGCAGCAGUGAUUUCAAUCCUAACUGCAGUCUUCACUACGGCUUAUACUUUGAUAUAUGA